Molecule: messenger RNA, 4682 nt
Organism: Motacilla alba alba
Lineage: Eukaryota; Metazoa; Chordata; Aves; Passeriformes; Motacillidae
Gene: POLR2B
Product: RNA polymerase II subunit B
Exons: 24
Coding region: 107-3634 (1175 amino acids)
Biological process (GO): DNA-templated transcription
Cellular component (GO): RNA polymerase II, core complex
Molecular function (GO): ribonucleoside binding; DNA binding; DNA-directed RNA polymerase activity
Source: RefSeq, a predicted model, not a curated record
GCGCAGCCGCCGUGCCGCCGCCGCCGCCGCCGCUGGCCCGCGCUGGCCCGCGCUCCCUGCCGCCCCCCGCUCCGCCGCCGCCGCCGCGCCCCCGCCCGCCGCCACCAUGUACGACGCGGACGAAGAUAUGCAAUAUGAUGAAGACGACGAUGAAAUCACGCCCGACCUGUGGCAGGAGGCCUGCUGGAUUGUUAUUAGCUCCUAUUUUGAUGAAAAGGGUUUAGUCAGGCAACAGUUGGAUUCCUUUGAUGAGUUUAUUCAGAUGUCUGUGCAGAGAAUUGUUGAAGAUGCUCCACCAAUUGAUUUACAAGCUGAAGCCCAGCAUGCCUCAGGAGAAGUGGAAGAGCCACCCCGGUAUCUGUUGAAGUUUGAACAAAUCUAUCUCUCCAAACCUACGCAUUGGGAAAGAGAUGGAGCACCCUCACCUAUGAUGCCAAAUGAAGCCAGACUGAGAAACCUUACGUAUUCUGCCCCCUUGUAUGUGGAUAUAACUAAAACAGUUAUUAAAGAAGGGGAGGACCAAUUGCAGACCCAGCAUCAGAAAACGUUUAUAGGAAAAAUUCCUAUCAUGUUGCGUUCCACGUACUGUUUGCUGAAUGGCUUAACUGACCGUGAUCUUUGUGAGCUGAACGAGUGCCCACUUGAUCCUGGUGGCUACUUCAUCAUUAAUGGCUCAGAAAAGGUCCUGAUUGCUCAGGAGAAAAUGGCUACAAACACAGUGUAUGUGUUUGCAAAGAAAGAUUCAAAAUAUGCCUACACAGGAGAGUGUAGGUCUUGCCUGGAAAAUUCCUCUCGACCAACAAGUACAAUAUGGGUCAGCAUGCUGGCCAGAGGUGGACAGGGUGCAAAGAAGAGUGCCAUCGGUCAGCGCAUUGUAGCAACUCUGCCAUAUAUCAAACAAGAGGUGCCCAUCAUCAUUGUCUUCCGUGCACUCGGCUUUGUGUCUGACAGGGACAUUCUAGAGCACAUCAUAUAUGAUUUUGAAGACCCAGAAAUGAUGGAAAUGGUCAAACCUUCUCUGGAUGAAGCAUUUGUCAUUCAGGAACAAAAUGUUGCCUUAAACUUCAUUGGCUCAAGAGGUGCCAAGCCAGGUGUCACCAAAGAAAAGAGAAUCAAGUAUGCCAAAGAAGUCUUGCAGAAAGAAAUGCUCCCACAUGUUGGUGUCAGUGACUUCUGUGAAACCAAAAAGGCCUAUUUUCUAGGGUAUAUGGUUCAUAGACUGUUGCUGGCAGCACUGGGAAGGAGAGAGCUGGAUGACAGAGAUCAUUAUGGCAACAAAAGACUGGAUCUUGCUGGGCCACUCUUGGCUUUCCUGUUCAGAGGAAUGUUCAAGAAUUUGCUGAAGGAAGUGAGAAUAUAUGCCCAGAAGUUCAUUGACAGAGGGAAAGAUUUCAACCUGGAGUUGGCAAUUAAAACAAGGAUUAUUUCAGAUGGUUUGAAAUAUUCAUUGGCAACUGGAAACUGGGGUGACCAGAAGAAAGCUCAUCAGGCCAGAGCAGGAGUAUCUCAGGUGUUGAACCGCCUGACUUUUGCAUCCACGCUUUCCCACCUGAGACGCCUGAAUUCUCCGAUUGGGAGAGAUGGAAAACUGGCCAAGCCCCGGCAGCUGCACAACACCCUGUGGGGAAUGGUUUGCCCUGCUGAGACCCCUGAGGGUCAUGCAGUAGGACUUGUGAAGAACUUAGCCCUGAUGGCUUACAUUUCUGUGGGCUCUCAGCCAUCCCCAAUUCUGGAAUUCUUGGAAGAGUGGAGUAUGGAAAACCUAGAAGAAAUAUCUCCAGCAGCAAUAGCUGAUGCUACCAAGAUAUUUGUUAAUGGCUGCUGGGUAGGAAUACAUAAAGAUCCGGAGCAGCUGAUGAAUACCCUAAGGAAGCUUCGUCGUCAGAUGGACAUCAUUGUGUCAGAGGUCUCAAUGAUUAGAGAUAUUCGUGAGCGAGAAAUCCGCAUCUACACUGAUGCAGGCAGAAUUUGUCGGCCCCUUUUGAUUGUGGAGAAACAGAAGUUGCUGCUGAAGAAAAGGCACAUUGACCAACUGAAGGAACGAGAGUAUAACAAUUACAGUUGGCAGGAUCUUGUGGCCAGUGGUGUAGUAGAGUACAUUGACACUUUGGAAGAAGAGACUGUGAUGCUGGCAAUGACUCCAGAUGACUUGCAAGAGAAAGGUGUGGCAUAUUGUUCAACAUACACACACUGUGAGAUUCACCCAUCCAUGAUCCUGGGAGUGUGUGCAUCUAUUAUCCCUUUCCCUGAUCACAACCAGUCUCCCAGGAACACAUACCAGUCUGCUAUGGGUAAGCAGGCUAUGGGAGUCUACAUCACCAACUUCCAUGUCCGCAUGGAUACGCUGGCACACGUGCUGUAUUAUCCUCAGAAGCCCCUGGUGACAACACGCUCCAUGGAGUACUUGAGGUUCAGAGAGUUACCAGCAGGUAUCAACUCGAUUGUAGCCAUUGCAUCAUACACAGGCUAUAACCAGGAAGACUCUGUCAUUAUGAACCGUUCUGCUGUUGACAGAGGCUUUUUCAGGUCUGUGUUCUAUCGCUCAUACAAAGAGCAGGAGUCUAAGAAAGGGUAUGACCAAGAGGAAGUUUUUGAGAAGCCUACACGUGAAACUUGCCAAGGUAUGAGACACGCAAUCUAUGACAAACUUGAUGAUGAUGGUUUGAUAGCCCCUGGGGUACGUGUGUCUGGGGAUGAUGUCAUCAUUGGCAAAACAGUCACACUGCCAGAAAAUGAAGAUGAGCUGGAAAGCACCAACAGGCGCUUCACCAAGAGAGACUGCAGCACCUUCCUGCGGACCAGUGAGACUGGGAUUGUAGAUCAGGUCAUGGUAACCCUGAACCAGGAAGGAUACAAAUUCUGCAAGAUUAGGGUACGUUCUGUAAGAAUUCCACAAAUUGGAGAUAAAUUCGCUAGCAGACACGGUCAGAAAGGAACCUGUGGGAUCCAGUACAGGCAAGAGGAUAUGCCCUUCACUUGUGAAGGCAUCACACCUGAUAUCAUUAUCAACCCCCAUGCCAUCCCUUCCCGCAUGACCAUUGGUCACUUGAUUGAGUGUCUUCAGGGCAAGGUGUCUGCAAACAAGGGAGAAAUUGGUGAUGCUACACCUUUUAAUGAUGCUGUCAACGUGCAGAAGAUUUCCAACCUUUUAUCAGAUUAUGGCUAUCAUCUCAGAGGAAACGAGGUCCUCUACAAUGGCUUCACUGGUCGCAAAAUCACAUCCCAGAUCUUCAUUGGUCCUACCUAUUACCAGCGCUUGAAGCACAUGGUGGAUGACAAAAUCCAUUCUCGUGCACGAGGGCCGAUCCAGAUCCUCAACAGACAGCCCAUGGAAGGCAGAUCUCGUGAUGGUGGCCUUCGCUUUGGAGAAAUGGAACGAGAUUGCCAGAUUGCUCAUGGAGCAGCCCAAUUCUUGAGAGAAAGAUUGUUUGAAGCUUCAGACCCAUACCAGGUCCAUGUGUGUAACCUCUGUGGAAUCAUGGCAAUUGCAAACACGAGGACUCACACCUACGAAUGCCGCGGAUGCCGCAAUAAAACUCAGGUGCGUGUGGUUUUCAUCAGCCAUUGUUUCUCCUUGUGGACAGGAGGAAAUGCCACUCGAGUGAAGCAGGAGGAUAGGGAAGUAAAUAUUUAAAGAAGCACCAGAACAAUUGCUAUUUUAGUUUCAUAACUGUUUUAAGUGUUUAUAGCAUUGUAGUCAAUUUGGAUGCUUCCUUAUUAAUUUUACAGUGUUGGCUUGUCACUUGGCAGGAAAUGCUGCUCAAGUGUUGUACAGUGCAGAGUUUUCAGCGACUUUAAAUGCUUGAGAGCUUGUUUUUAGAAGUAAAACUCAGAAUCACAGGAAUUUAGAGGCAUCGCCCUUGUGACUAUCCCAUGAAGAUAUUUAUGCUUGCAGAGCUGGGUCCCUACGGGAGGUCUUUUGUGCUGCACUUUGGUGGGGCUUUUUUAAUUUAAUAAAAGCUCUGCAGUGCACGCUUGGUUACAGAAGUAUGUCAAGGGACAGCGGUAGCAGGGAUAAAAAUAGGAGCCAUGAACAGGCUUCUUUUUGUGCCAAGGACUGACUGCUGCAACUCUGAACAAUGGCACUGGGGUUACAGAGUGAUGUGUGCUGGAAACCUGACCUGCAUUUAUGCACCUCAGGCACACUCUGCUAUGCACAUGUUCUGUUAAAUGGUUCUUGUUUAGGAUCAGAUCCCUUGGCUGCAUUUUUAUGUUAAAAAUGUGUUCUGGAGAGCUGCUGUGUAGCCCCUACAGACAGGCUCAGCUUCCUUCUUGCUUUGGUACUGUCUGUGAGCAAUUCUCGUUAAAUGCUUUCAUGCAUAACUUCAGAUUUGCUUUUACGCCAAAAACUCAACAAAGUUAUUUGUGUAGAGGAUGUGGAAGUUGAUGCUUUAUGAGUGUUUAUCACAAGACUUUUGCAAUCUCUUUCCAGAUAUCUUUGGUUCGAAUGCCCUACGCCUGCAAACUCCUCUUCCAGGAACUGAUGUCCAUGAGUAUUGCACCUCGUAUGAUGAGUGUUUAGCCUUAAAAGGGCUUUUUUUUUUUUUAAUUAUGAGACUCAAGUGCUCAGGUUUUGUUUCAUUUUGUACACGUUGCAUUCAAAAUUACAGUUUUACUCAUCUGCUGUGUGCUGUUCAAAAGUAUGUUUAUUUCCUGUAAAUAGAAUUAAAAUUUGUAAUCGA